AUAUCGCAAAAACAGCUGAUCGCCUUGAACUCUUUUUAAUUUCUGCAAAAGUUUUUUAACAUUUAAAAUAGUGUUUACUUAUUAAGAGCAAUGGCAUCUGCAUCUAGUUCGAGUGCCCGACACCUCUUCGAUGAGUCCAAGAAGCGUCUGUGUGCCCGCGUUGGGAUAAACGUGAAUAAUUUGGGCUCUGUGGCACGCCAGGUUGUGCGGGCAUCCAAAACCAAUGAGUUUUUUCUCCUUCAGAUUAUGCAUCAGACUCUGAAGAACUUUACUCAGGUCGAUGUUGUGUCGGAUUACAGCUCUCAGAAUCUGCAGAAGAUGAGCCUGAUCCUGCAGCACGUUGGCUAUCAGUACGAUGUGAUGCAGGACAGCGUCAAUCAUUUGGAUUACCUCAAGGAGCAGGUGACGGCCAUGGAAAGAUGAUUGGAAGAGCAAAAGCCUAGGCAGUAGAAGCACCCACUCACCAGUCACCCUUUAAUCAUCUAUCCAAGCCCUACCAUUGCCCUCUAUAUAUUUUCAUAAAUACCAAAGAUAGCCAGGGACAAGGUCUUCCUCUGACCCUGGCUAAGGCCACCGAAAAACCGU
This is a messenger RNA of Drosophila miranda, 585 nucleotides long. RefSeq lists its product as uncharacterized. The transcript is spliced from 3 exons. The coding region runs from base 91 to 423 and encodes 110 amino acids. NCBI's taxonomy places the organism in Eukaryota, Metazoa, Arthropoda, Insecta, Diptera, Drosophilidae. The record is from RefSeq and is a predicted model, not a curated record. Gene Ontology annotation, cellular component: BORC complex.